This is a messenger RNA of Oncorhynchus kisutch (coho salmon), 4542 nucleotides long. Its product is annotated as mucin-2. Lineage: Eukaryota; Metazoa; Chordata; Actinopteri; Salmoniformes; Salmonidae. The transcript has 7 exons. The record is from RefSeq and is a predicted model, not a curated record. Bases 1198 to 4158 code for a protein of 986 amino acids. Gene Ontology annotation, cellular component: nucleus. Gene Ontology annotation, molecular function: NAD+ poly-ADP-ribosyltransferase activity.
UCCAAUGUAUUUUAAAUAUAGAUUCCAUGUCACAAUACAUUGACAAAUUCCAUUGAAACGUUGAUUUAACCAGUUUGUGCCCAGCAGGUAUGCUUUCCUUAUUGGUUGUGGUGCAUUGGCACGAAACCUGUUGGUGGAAAAUUUGUUGCAAAUAUAAUUACAGCAUAAACAUUUUGAAAAUCAGAUUUCCAACUAGCUGAUCAUUGUCUGCAGCCGGUUCUGAUCGUAGUGUAGGUCUACUGAAACAGGAAGGGAAAGUUCAUUUGUCUGUGGUGGUCGGCGAACCCUCAACCUUCUGGCCCGUAGCCAUCGACUGUGCCACAAACGCAUGCUGAAGUGGCAAAGUUGAUAUCCAGGUUUAUAAACACAGGUUCGCUACAGUUAUUGUUAUUUGUGGACAUAUCUGUUUUUUAGUUAAUUCUAUAAGGAGAGAGUGUGUUAACUUUUUCUGCAGUACAAGGGGGGGUCGUUUGAAAAUAUUAACAUUGGGGAGGGGUGCAUUUCUUUUAUGGCACCUCAAGUUGUUUGUUGUCGGUGAGGAAGGAGAUCUGUCUGUUCUCUGUCAAGGGGUACUGCAAACAAGGAGGUAAAGUUAAAGAGGGAGAGCGUUGCUGGGAUGUUUAACUUUCCCACAUUUGCUUUGGCAGAACACCUGAGAUCAGGGGAACUUUUUGCCCCUUUUUUUACUCAGGCAGAAUCCAGGAUAGCUGGCUGGGUAUGAGUUUAUCUAGAUCUAAAGGUUGUCAGGAGAUACACAAUACCAUAUCCUCCUCAUAGGACAACAUACAACCAUGUACUGUACAUCCACAAUAAUGGACUAUGUUGUACUUUAUUUGAUAAAACUUUCAAAGCAACACUAGAAGCCUAGCAUCGAUUUUGUGAAUGGAGGCCAUGGCAAGAUAUUAUGUUGUCCUUCUGGCUAACAAGAGUCUCAUGACACACUGUUACAUAACUGUAACAUCUGUUAUAUAAACCUAACGUAUGUUCAGAUUAAUGUUGGAGCAUCCACUAUAAAAGGCCCUACAAUUGGGAAGUGAAGAAUGGUCAGACUUCGUUUGCUCUGCCAGAAAAACAACGAUCUCGAGAGUCUUCUGUGACUCUUCUAAGAUACAAAGGUGCAGUAGGUUAUAUCAUAUUAAACUAGAUACAAAUAUUUCACAGUGUGAAUGAAGUACAUUCUUGGAAUGGGAAUUGGCAAUGGGGAUUAGUUGCUUUACCAUUGGCAUUUCCUUAUGCUUCACAGCGAGGGAUCCAAACUGUGUACAUUUUGAAGCCAUGAGCCACGGAUUCAGUGAAGUUCAACGUCCCUCCACAGUGUCCUCUGUGACCGAGCCCAUGUGCGUACUCACCACAGAGUGGGUGUGGUUCUGGGAGGACGAGUACGGCAAAUGGGUCCAGUACGCAUCCAUCAAAGAGAUGCACAGAUUGUCGUCCAUCACCAGUGAAGACCUUGAGAAAAGGUUCCAGGAGGAUCAAAGUGCUGUGGUGAAGUUCACUGCAGGCCAGCAGUCUUAUGAGCUGAGUUUCAGAGACAUGACGCAAAAAAACAAAAGAUACGGUACUGUAAGGAUGGUCAGGCGUCGUCCUGUGUUUGUUUCAACUGCAGACAGCAGGACCAAUAGAACAUACAAUUCCUCUCAGAAUUUCAGAGAUGUUCCUGGAUUUUGGGACAAGUCUGCCAUACCUGACAUUGGAUAUAAGACAGUCACUCUUCUGAGUUCUGACGGGGACUAUCAGAAGGUCCAGAGACUUUUCAACAACACCAUGAGGGGCUUCCAGAUCACCAGCAUCGAGAGGGUCCAAAACAGGGACCUCUGGGAAGUCUUCCAGUGGAAAAGAGAUUUGAUGAAGAAAAACAAUGGAGGUAAAAACAGCAAGGAGCUACAUCUCUUCCACGGAACGGACCCAAAACACGUAGACGCCAUUUGCAGAGAUAACUUUGACUGGAGGCUGUGUGGAACCAAUGGAACUGUGUAUGGCGAAGGGAGUUACUUUGCCAGGGAUGCCAAGUACUCACACAGCUUCACCAGCCACUCAGGAGUGAGGUCCAUGUUUGUUUGUUGGGUGCUUGUUGGUGACUACACAAGGGGUAAUUCGGCGCUCCGUCGUCCCCCUCCAAAAGGCGAGGGAAAUCCCACUUUCUAUGACAGCUGUGUGGACAAUGUCCUGAACCCAUCCAUAUAUGUGGUGUUUGAAAAGCACCAGGUGUACCCCGAGUUCCUCAUCAGAUAUGAUGAUGGCGUCAUGCACUUGUCCUCUUCGGCUCCGGCUCCACCAAAAACGGUCUCUAUCCAAUCCACUUACAUAGUCCAAUACCCAGCAUCCAACCAGAUUCAAGCAGCAGCUUCUGCUACGCUGCAAAACUCUCGAGUUCCAUCCACUUCCACUUUGAGUCCAUCUCAAGCAGCCACCACUUUCUCUAAUCCAACCAACUCUCUUCCCCCUUCACGUCUCCCAAAACCUGCCCGAACCAAAUUGGGAUUCAGUCAAUCUGCAGUCAUCAUGAAGCCAGCCCCAAGUUCUCAAUUGGUGGAUACCACCAAGCUAAUUGGUCUUACACUCCCUCAUUCAGCAAACUCCCUCAUAAAAUCAUUACCCAAGCCAGCGCCCCCUCUCGUACACCCACUACCCCACCCAGCACCCCCUCUUGUACACCCACUACCCCAGCCAGUAUCCCCUCUCCUACACUCCCUACCCCAUCCAGUACCCCCUCUUACAUACUACCUACCCCAUCCAGUACCCCCUCUUACAUACUACCUACCCCAGCCAGUACCCUGUCUUAUACACGCAUUACCCCAGCCAGUACCCCCAGUACCCUCUCGUACAACCAGUAACCCCUCUCGUACCAUCACUACCCCAGCUAGUACCCCCUCUCGUACACCCACUACCCCCUCUCGUAUACCCACUACCCCAGCCAGUACCCCCUCUCGUACAACUACUACCCCAGCUAGUACCCACUCUCGUACACCCACAACCCCAGCCAGUACCCCCUCUCGUACACCCACUACCCCAGCCAGCACCCCCACAACCCCAGCCAGUACCCCCUCUCGUACACCCACAACCCCAGCCAGUACCCCCUCUUGUACACCCACAACCCCAGCCAGUACCCCCUUUCGUACACCCAGUACCCCCUCUCAUACACCCGCAACCCCAGCCAGUACCCCCUCUCGUACACCCAGUACCCCCUCUCGUACACCCACAACCCCAGCCAGUACCCCCUUUCGUACACCCAGUACCCCCUCUCGUACACCCACAACCCCAGCCAGUACCCCCUUUCGUACACCCAGUACCCCCUCUCGUACACCCACAACCCCAGCCAGUACCCCCUUUCGUACACCCAGUACCCCCUCUCGUACACCCACAACCCCAGCCAGUACCCCCUUUCGUACACCCAGUACACCCAGUACCCCCUCUCAUACACCCACAACCCCAGCCAGUACCCCCUUUCGUACACCCAGUACCCCCUCUCAUACACCCACAACCCCAGCCAGUACCCCGUUUUAUGCGUCCACUAGGCCACCCAGCAUCCCCUCUCGCACACUUACUCCUUCAGCCUGUGCCCCCUCUCGCACACUUACUCCUUCAGCCAGUGCCCCCUCUCGCACACUUACUCCUUCAGCCAGUGCCCCCUCUCGCACACUUACUCCUUCAGCCAGUGCCCCCUCUCGCACACUUACUCCUUCAGCCAGUGCCCCCUCUCGCAAACUUACUCCCUCAGCCAGUGCCCCCUCUCGCACACUUACUCCCUCAGCCAGUGCCCCCUCUCACACACUCAUUACCCCUGGCACUGCCCACACUCGCACACUCACUCGCUCAAGCAACCCCUUUCGUACACUCACUACCCCUGCCAGCCCCCCUUCUCGCACACUUUCCCGUUCAACUGACACAUCCUCUCAGGCUCACACCUGCUCAACGACUACUACUCGCACCCUCUCUGCCAGUAGUACCUCUCACCCACUAUCCCCUUCAUCCUCAUUGAGCACACCUUACCACACACUUUCUCACUCAUCAUACACCCACACUUACACAGACUCCUCCACACUCUCAGGGUUUCACCACUCCACAUCGAGCACUACUUCUGACACAUUUACUACUAUCACAUCAUCUAGAGUGCAGGAGUUAAUUAAACAAUUUGGUGGUCAAAGUUCAACCUGUUGAAAAUGUGUAGUGUUUCUGAAUGAUAAUUGCCGUUUCAUGUCAAAUAUGCAUCGUUGGUGUGUUAAACCCAAUAAAACAAACAAGAAUGACGUUCAACACAGCAGGUUGGUGGCACCUUGGGGAGAACGGUCUCGUGUUAAUGACUGGAGCAGAAUAGGUGGAAUGGUAUCAAACACAGUUUCCAGGUGUUUGAUGCCAUUCCAUUAUUAUGAGCCAUUCUCCCCUCAGCAGCCUCCUGUGAUGUUCAACUAGUAAAAAGGAAUCUGAUGAGCAUGUUUCCUUUACUCUGGGACAUCUAUUCUGCUGACACAUUUUGUAAAGUAGUUGGAUUUCUGUGUUUUCUGUGUAUUCAACUAAAUAAACUAAAUGGCCAAUAGAAAGUCA